Molecule: messenger RNA, 2232 nt
Organism: Penicillium soppii
Lineage: Eukaryota; Fungi; Ascomycota; Eurotiomycetes; Eurotiales; Aspergillaceae
Product: putative metalloreductase transmembrane component
Exons: 1
Coding region: 1-2232 (743 amino acids)
Biological process (GO): iron ion transport; copper ion import; intracellular iron ion homeostasis
Cellular component (GO): plasma membrane
Molecular function (GO): ferric-chelate reductase activity
Source: RefSeq, a predicted model, not a curated record
AUGUUGAACUCCAUCGUUUCUCUCGCCAAGCGCAUUAAGGUCCCGGUCACAGCAUCGACAACUGCGGCCGAGGCAGCUGAAAUGCAACGGGACCCGUGGUCCAAAUCAGCAAAAUAUGGAGUAGGAUUUGUUUACUUUGCAGUCGUCCUGCUCAUAAUCACGACCUUCAUUCGAUGCUGGCAUAAAUGGGGCGACAAAAUGCGGAUUGCUCUGUAUAAAGAAAGCCGACCCGAAAUAUUUCGCGACGACUCAGUGCCAGACGAGUACGAGCUCCCGAGUGCAGGCACCGAUGCGUCAAAUGCCCAUUUCUUUCCAACGCCAACCGCUAUAUCGCAGCCGAAAAGACAAGAGUCCGUUGUCGCAAAGUUAGUUCCCUUGAACAAGGCAAUUGCAGUGAUGCGAUGGAUCUUCUAUCGACCAAUUCCCACCUUGAAGAUCGGCAAGUUGGAGGUCGUCUUCCCGUCUCUGGCAGUCACAAUGAUUGUAUUGGUUGCCAUGAUUUUCGUCACAUUGUACUGUUUUGUACCUCAACCCUUAUAUUACUGGUCCAUAGCUCUCGGGUCUCCGCCACUAGCUAUUCGAGCGGGCAUGCUUGCAGUAGCUAUGAUUCCUUGGAUUGUCGCUCUCAGCACCAAGGCAAACUUCAUCACUUUGAUGACUGGCUUGAGUCCCGAGCGGUUGAACGGACUACAUCGAUGGUCAGCGUACAUUUGUCUCUUCCUCAGUUUGGUGCAUAUGGUUCCUUUCUACAUCACUCCAAUCUGGGAGGAUGGAGCCCUAAUCAACUAUCGUCUAGGUAUUCCACCGCACGCCUAUGUGUAUGGAACCGGAAUUGCGGCGGCUGUGCCUUUGUUCGUGCUGUGCAUUCACUCCCUUCCCAUUUUUCGUAACUGGAUGUACGAGCUGUUCGUCUUCGUCCACAUCCCAGUGUCGUGGAUAUUUGUGGCAAUGCUAUUUUGGCAUACGAGAAACUAUCUGCAGUCAUGGGCCUAUCUUUUCACAACUAUAGCCAUCUGGAUGAUUUCUUAUACCGUUCGGCUAUUCUACCUGAACUGGACAAAUCCGCUGCGCACAUCAUCUUUCUUGAUCGGAGAAGAAUCCGCCAUCACUCUUCUUCCCCAAAAUGCAAUCAAAAUCACGAUUCCUACAAAAAUGCGCUGGCGACCCAGCCAGUACGUCUACCUCAGACUACCCAGGAUUUCCGUGGUCCAGAGCCAUCCUUUUACAAUCGCUUCACUUUGCAGCGAAGACUUUCCAUCUGCCUACGGCGAGAAAUACCGUGAUAUGACACUAGUGUUCCGUCCAUUCCAAGGAUUCACACGUGAGGUUUUUCAGAAGGCAUUGGAACAUGGGCCCUACAGAACGUACAGUGCUUUUGUAGAAGGGCCAUAUGGCGGUAUGCAGCGCGAGAUGGCCGCGUUCGAUGAUGUGAUAUUUUUCGCCGGGGGAAGUGGCAUCACAGCCAUUGCGAGCCAAUUGCUUGACCUCAUCAAGAAGAUUCGAGAUGGCAAGGCCAUCACGAAGUCAGUCCGAGUCAUCUGGGCCUUGAGAAGCGCGGAAACAAUGGAGUGGUUCCGAGAGGAACUGCGAAUCUGCCGUGACUCCGCGCCUGCAAACAUCGUGAACUGCCAUUUCUUCCUUACUGGAAUGCAGUCACAGGACCAAGCCGGACGAGACAUGAUCCAGGAAAAGAUCUACGGCAUGCUCCAGGGCAUCGAUAAGCGUAACUCUGCUUAUAUCCGCACGGAAGCUGCCGGGAACCCCGAUAUCGAAAAAGAGCUGCGCCGCGAGAACGAAGACGGCAUCGCUGCUCUUCCCAAUGCAUACGCAGCUACUCAUCCCCCCAACACGCGCCAAUACUACCAACCAACAAUGGACCCUUACGCUUCCCCCAAUACACCUGCCCGUGGCAAUCCAAACUUCGACUUUGGCUUUGGGACAGCCCAAUCUGUGCCCCAAAGACCAGCAUUAGCACCAGCAGCUGUGCCUCGCUUCGCUUAUUAUCAGCCACGCUUGCGAGACAACUGGCGCACAGACUACUUUCGUCCGGACAUCCCACAAAUGCUCAAUGAUUUCUCGAAGAGCUUCGGCCGCCGCGCGUGUGUUUUCGUCUGUGGGCCACCUAGCAUGCGUGUUGAGGUUGCCAACACGGUAGCCAAACUGCAGCUGCAAGUAAUGAUGGAUUCUUCGAAAGAUGAGAUCUUUUUGCAUGCUGAGAACUAUAAUAUCUAA